AUUUCCAUUACUCUUUUUUUUUGUCCGUAAUUGUUGUUAUUUUAGUAAUGGAUGAUUUGAAGAAGGUGCUUAAAUUUCCAUCUAACCGUUUCAAUUUCUAUUGUUUUGUUUCAUCAGUUUCAAGAAGGUGUUUUCGAUUACCCCGUGGAAAAAAAGAGGAAAGUGAGCAUCGGUGUGAGGAGCUAGUUACACAAAUUCAUGUGUCUACGAUGCCACUCCUGGGGCAGAUAGAAGCUAUGCAGGAGACAACUGCUAGAAGGGAAGAAGCUUGGGCUGGUGUGGAGCGAUCCCUUAACUCUCGGCUCCAGGAGGCAGAGGCCAAAGAAUCAGCAGAUGUGGAAAAUGAGAGACUGCUAGGUAUUUCAGAUCUCAUGUCUUAGAUCCGAGCAAACACAGUUAAGUUGAUCUCUUGAAAAAAAGAGACAGAUAGCAUAUGAAAAUCGAUAGGAAUAUCUGGCAGCACAAGAGUCAGUUUCUACCUAUGAAGUUCGUGUUAACCAACUUGAAGAAGAAAUUAAGGAGCACAAUAAGAAACACAGACACGAACUGAUGGAUCUAAUGUCAUACAAGGAAC
Molecule: messenger RNA, 574 nt
Organism: Papaver somniferum (opium poppy)
Lineage: Eukaryota; Viridiplantae; Streptophyta; Magnoliopsida; Ranunculales; Papaveraceae
Product: golgin candidate 5-like
Exons: 5
Coding region: 48-380 (110 amino acids)
Source: RefSeq, a predicted model, not a curated record